GGGGUGGGGUCCGCCUGCGCUGGCUUCAGCCCCGAUCCGGCGGACGACGAAAUGAGGAGGGUUGCCUUUCCCCCGUCUAUUCCCCAGCGCCCUUCCCCCCCCACCCCCCACCCUGGGGGAAAGAGAACUUCAUGUUCCUCAGCGGAGCGGGACGCCUGAAUUGGGAAGUGGGGCAAAUCAAGGCCAGGAAAUCGGACCCUCGGGUCGCUGGUGCAGCAGGGUCUGGACUGGCCUUCUCUCGAUUCCCAGGAUAUGUUUGCCGCUUCUUCCUCUCCCCACGGGCCUAAAUGGAUCGCUCUGCCUGUUUCCUCCCCCGCUCCCGGAAGGCAGUGGAAUGUUCCAUUGCCCCUCCGGUCCGGGCUUGCGUUACAGGGGACGCGGGCACGGUUGCCAGGGAAAGCCCCGGACGUGACGGCGAAGCGCGACCCCUAGCAGCCUCCCCUCUCCCAUCCGUCAUUCCCCUGCGCGCGCUCUCCUUACACCCUUCCCCUCCCCCCGCGGGUUCCAGCCUAGGGAGAAGUAAGCAGCAGGCGGAGCCAGGCUCACUGACCUAGGCCAGGCCCUCAUCGCCCCCUUCUCAGGCGGGAGCAUGCUGGGCCUCAGGGGGCUGCGGCUACCCCCGGCGGGGAUCCUGCUCCUGUUGCCGUUCCUGCAGCCGCGGGUGCUGCCCGCGGCCCCCGCGCCCCAUCGCGCUUCCUACAAACCGGUCAUCGUGGUGCACGGGCUCUUUGACAGCUCAUACAGCUUCCGCCACCUGCUGGAAUACAUCAACGAGACACACCCUGGGACUGUGGUGACAGUGCUCGAUCUCUUCGAUGGGAGAGAGAGCUUGCGACCCUUGUGGGAACAGGUGCAAGGGUUCGGAGAGGCUGUGGCCCCCAUCAUGGCAAAGGCCCCCGAAGGGGUGCAUCUCAUCUGCUACUCGCAGGGGGGCCUGGUGUGCCGGGCACUGCUCUCCGUCAUGGAUGAGCACAAUGUGGAUUCUUUCAUCUCUCUCUCCUCUCCACAAAUGGGACAGUAUGGAGAUACGGACUAUUUGAAGUGGCUCUUCCCUACCUCCAUGAGGUCUAACCUCUACCGGAUCUGCUAUAGCCCUUGGGGCCAGGAAUUCUCCAUCUGCAACUACUGGCACGACCCCCACCAUGAUGACUUGUACCUGAAUGCCAGCAGCUUCCUGGCCCUGAUCAAUGGCGAAAGAGAUCAUCCCAACGCCACUGCAUGGAGGAAGAACUUUCUUCGUGUGGGCCGUCUGGUGCUGAUUGGGGGCCCUGAUGAUGGUGUUAUUACCCCCUGGCAGUCUAGCUUCUUUGGUUUCUAUGACGCAAAUGAGACGGUCUUGGAGAUGGAGGAGCAACCGGUUUAUCUGCGGGAUUCUUUUGGGUUGAAGACUCUCUUGGCCCGGGGAGCCAUAGUGAGGUGUCCGAUGGCUGGGAUCUCCCACACGGCCUGGCACUCCAACCGUACCCUUUAUGAGGCCUGCAUUGAACCCUGGCUCUCCUGAGGAUGUCCUCAGGGAUCCCCCAGGAACUCCCCAGCCCAGAGACCAAGCAGUGGCCUUGGAAAGCAGAUGUCAGGCUCUGGUGUGCCUGUGACCACCCCAUUGCUCCCACACUGCCCGCACCAACCAGGGCUCCCAGGACCCCUUCCUCUUCUCCUCUGUGAAUGACCUCAUGUCUGGGGUUUGCUCCGUGCUCUCUCACCCUCCCAAGGCCGAGGCUGGGAAGAGAGAAACCAGGUUUUGAACUUGCGGCUACUCUGCUGCUCCUCGGUCUCGGGCUGUACCGGAGGAGAACCCGACCCCUGCCCGCUGCGGGGGUCUCCUUCCAGGCCACUCAGGUCAUUUUUAGCUUCUGUUCUCCCCAUGUUCCCUUUUCCUCAGCCCUCCCAACUCCCAGGAAGGACUACCCAUGAGAGUGGGAUUCUGAGGCUCCCCUAUGGGGACAGUUCUGUUCUUGAAAUGUCAGUGUUGGGGAUUAUCUAUGGCCUGUGAGGCCCAUCUCAGGUUUGGGGAUCCCCCCAGUCCCUAUGUUCAGUGUUGGGGUACCCCCUGGGAGCCUAGUUUCUUUGAGGCCCCAGCCCCUCUUUUAGCUGCCAUUGAAUGGGUGUUAACCCUGUAUUAAUGGAAAUAAAGUUCCAUUUCCUCAGUGUGGCUUGGCUCAUUUCCAGGUGAGGGGGACCUGGCUCUCCAAGGAGGGUGGGGAUGGAGAGCCUGAGGUCUGGGUGCCCGGAUGCCUGGUCUGGGGUGGGACCCCCUUGGUGUUUCCGCUCUCUAAAUGCCCAUUCUGUGUGGGUUCCUGAUUCUCUGUGGGUUCUUUCCUGCAGAGGACAAUUCUCUUCCUGUUCCAACCUAAGCUUGGGGGGCUGAGCCCAGGGCUCCAGUGGUUUGUGCUCCAGCCUCAUGGAUGGAAUGCGCCUGCCACCCCCAGGCUAGACGAGGGGCCUAAGGGUCAGGGUGGGCAUUCGUUGUACCCCUUUUUGACCUUUGUAGGCCACAGUUGGGUGAGGGGCUGGACAAUGAGCCUCCUCUUCCUUGAAAGAAGGAAUUUUGGUGGAGACAAUAGGGCCCUGUCUACUCUCGCAUGGGGGGUGGUGGCUGACUCAACUCUGCCCC
Neomonachus schauinslandi (Hawaiian monk seal) is the source of this 2611-nucleotide messenger RNA. RefSeq names its product palmitoyl-protein thioesterase 2 (gene PPT2). Gene Ontology annotation, molecular function: palmitoyl hydrolase activity; thiolester hydrolase activity. Bases 590 to 1501 code for a protein of 303 amino acids. NCBI's taxonomy places the organism in Eukaryota, Metazoa, Chordata, Mammalia, Carnivora, Phocidae. Gene Ontology annotation, cellular component: lysosome. The transcript is spliced from 9 exons. The record is from RefSeq and is a predicted model, not a curated record.